AAGCAGUGGUAACAACGAGGAGGCCGCUGCUGCAAGAUGGCGGCGCAGAGGAGGAGCCUGCUGCAGAGUGAACAGCAGCCCAGUUGGACAGAUGACUUGCCAUCCUGCCAUCUCUCCGGGGUGGGCUCAGCUCCAAACCGCUCCUACAGUGCAGAUGGCAAAGGGACAGAGGGUCACCCCUUGGAAGAUAACUGGUUAAAAUUCAGGAGUGAGAACAACUGCUACCUCUAUGGUGUCUUCAAUGGUUAUGACGGCAACCGAGUCACCAACUUUGUGGGUCAGAGGCUCUCUGCUGAACUGCUGCUGGGCCAGCUUCACGCAGAUCACAGUGAUGCUGACGUGCGUCGAGUCCUGCUGCAGGCUUUUGAUGUGGUAGAAAGAAGCUUCCUGGAGUCCAUUGAUGAUGCUUUGGCAGAGAAGGCCAGCCUGCAGUCCCAGCUACCAGAGGGUGUUCCUCACCACCAGCUGCCUCCUCAGUACCAGAAGAUUGUGGAGAGAUUGAAGGUUGUAGAGCAGGAGAUCUCUGGAGGAGCAAUGGCUAUCGUCGCUGUUGUUCUCAACAACAAGCUCUAUAUCGCCAACGUUGGUACCAAUCGGGCGCUGUUGUGUAAGUCCACGGUGGAUGGGUUGCAGGUGACUCAGCUCAACGUGGACCACACGACAGAGAAUGAGGAUGAACUCUUUCGCUUCUCCCAGCUGGGUUUGGAUGCAGGGAAAAUAAAACAAGUGGGAACUAUUCGUGGGCAGGAAAGCACUCGGCGCAUUGGAGAUUACAAAGUCAAAUAUGGCUACACUGAUAUUGAACUACUCAGUGCUGCUAAAUCUAAGCCCAUCAUAGCAGAGCCUGAAAUCCACGGAGGGCACUCGCUGGAUGGGGUGACUGGCUUCUUGGUGCUUAUGUCUGAAGGGCUCUACAAAGCUCUGGAGGCAGCUCACGGGCCUGGGCAGGCCAACCAGGAAAUCGCAGCCAUGAUAGCCACAGAGUUUGCCAAGCAGACUUCGCUGGAUGCUGUGGCCCAAGCAGUGGUGGACCGUGUUAAGAGGAUCCACUGCGACACUUUUGCCAGCGGUGGGGAACGGUCCAAGUUCUGUCCCCGGCACGAAGACAUGACGCUGCUCGUAAGGAACUUUGGGUACCCCUUGGGUGAGAUGAGCCAGCCCACGCUAACACCAACACAAGGAGGCCGCGUCUACCCAGUCUCCGUGCCAUACUCCAGCUCCCAAAGCACAAGCAAGACAAGUGUCACGCUGUCCCUUGUCAUGCCUUCCCAAGGCCAGAUGGUCAACGGUGCCCACAGCAGCUCGACUCUGGAUGAAGCCACCCCCACCCUCACUAACCAAAGCCCCACUGUGACUCUCCAGUCUACCAACACCCACACGCAGAGCAGCAGCUCAAGUUCGGAUGGGGGUCUCUUCCGCUCCCGACCCACCCACUCACUCCAGCCCGAUGAAGACGGGCGCGUAGAGCCCUACGUGGACUUUGCAGAGUUUUACCGGCUUUGGAACAUGGACCAUGGCGAGCAGGGAGCGCUGACGGUGUCCUAAUGUGGAAAUGUGCCUCCUCCGACCACCCAGCGCUCGGCUGCGUGAGCAAAGACUGAGGCAGGGAUGAGAGCGCUGCAGCUGAGAGCUGUGUUCUGCCCAGAGUUAACUCCUGUCUGGGAUGUGCUGAGCGCUGGGCUGGGGAGCGUGUGCUGCGCUCUCGAAACACGUGUUGCCUGUGCCAUGCACCUCGUCCCGGCCAACCUCUGCCCCUUGGAAGCCCUGUGAAUAAGGGAAGGGGUCUUGAAUGCAACCCUCGCUGCAGGUUUUUACAAAUAAAGUUGCAGAGAGGGCUCCCUUCUGGAUAAUGCAAGAGUAGGGGCCUGUACAAAGGCUGUGUGUGUACGUGCGUGUGCCUGCGUGUGUGCGUGCUGUCAUAAUGUUUCCACAACUCGAUUCAUAAUGCUGUGAUUCCAGUGUUCAACUCCAUAGAAGAUACCUCUAUUUUGCAGAAUAAAUAACUUAUAGCUACA
Molecule: messenger RNA, 2015 nt
Organism: Cygnus olor (mute swan)
Lineage: Eukaryota; Metazoa; Chordata; Aves; Anseriformes; Anatidae
Gene: TAB1
Product: TGF-beta activated kinase 1 (MAP3K7) binding protein 1
Exons: 13
Coding region: 37-1545 (502 amino acids)
Biological process (GO): protein dephosphorylation
Cellular component (GO): cytosol
Molecular function (GO): protein serine/threonine phosphatase activity
Source: RefSeq, a predicted model, not a curated record